Folsomia candida is the source of this 772-nucleotide messenger RNA. Its product is annotated as oleosin-B6-like. The record is from RefSeq and is a predicted model, not a curated record. The coding region runs from base 48 to 503 and encodes 151 amino acids. The transcript has 3 exons. NCBI's taxonomy places the organism in Eukaryota, Metazoa, Arthropoda, Collembola, Entomobryomorpha, Isotomidae.
AUUUUUUUUGUUUUCCACCAACAUCACAAACCACUUCUCUCUGAAAAAUGAAGGCCGCCGUGGUCCUUAUCGUGGUUCUGGCUUGCGUAGUCAUUACACAGGCAUUCCCUGCAGAGCCGGGAGCUGUCGAGACGACGACUACCAAAAAACCUGAGGCUGCAGCAGCAACAACGCCGGCGGGUCAUAAGGAUGUGGGAACAACGCCGGCGGGUCAUAAAACAACGGCAACAACCCCGGCGCCCGGUAAAGCGGCUGGAACGACUCCGGCGGGUCAUCAUAAGGAAGUGGAAGGUUCAACUGCGGCCGCCGAUAUGGACUCAGAUAGUGACUCAGAUAGUGGCGAAGACGAUAAGGGGAAGGGCGAGGGGAAGGGUAAAGGAAAGGGGAAAGGAAAGGGAAAAGGCAAGGGAAAAGAUAAAAGCAAAAAAGCCGAAAAGAAGGCGGACAAGGAGGCCAGGAAGGCAGCAAAGAAGGCUGCAAAGGAAGCCAAAAAGGGAAAGUAAAUUUCUUAAGCUUCGCUACAUGUUUAAUUAAUUGAUAGAACAAAGUAUGAAUGGAAUGAUUCGAUAUGUAAAUAUGUGUAUUGGGCGUAGUCAUUGAUGACAACUUUCGCACAUGUAUGUAUGUGAUACAUAUCUCGCAAAUUUAGCAUGACCUUAAAUUUUUCUAGAAAUUGUGAGAUUUCGCAAAACUUUUGCUAGAGAACCAAGAGAUUUGUGUUCGUAAUACAUAAUGUACAUCAGACUAUAAUUCUAGCCCGGGCUACCGCCUA